Nilaparvata lugens (brown planthopper) is the source of this 590-nucleotide messenger RNA. It is a transcript of the gene Urm1, whose product is annotated as ubiquitin-related modifier 1. Gene Ontology annotation, cellular component: cytoplasm; nucleus. The transcript is spliced from 5 exons. Bases 185 to 496 code for a protein of 103 amino acids. Gene Ontology annotation, molecular function: protein tag activity. The record is from RefSeq and is a predicted model, not a curated record. Lineage: Eukaryota; Metazoa; Arthropoda; Insecta; Hemiptera; Delphacidae. Gene Ontology annotation, biological process: tRNA thio-modification; protein urmylation.
AUAGUUUACUAUAUUCUAGCUCGUUGCUUCAACUUCAAAAUACAUAACCUCAAACAAAAAUAAACAUAUUGAAUUUUAAUUUCUUCAUAAAUUCAGUUCAAUUGGGGUUUAGUCUUUUUUACUUAGUAAUUCAUUCAGAAUACUAACUUAUACAUGUAAAUGUUUUUACAAAACUAAUUUUACAAUGACUGGUGGAGACUGUUUGAAUUUAUUGAUAGAAUUCGGUGGUGGAGCAGAACUUUUAUUUAAUAAAAUCAAGAAGCACAACGUUUCACUACCAAAAAAUGACGUUCCCUGGACCAUUAAAAAGCUUUUGGUGUGGAUAAGAGAUAAUUUACUUGCUGAGAAACCAGAAAUGUUCAUCCAAGAUGAUAGUGUGAGACCAGGCAUAUUAGUACUUGUGAACGACUCUGACUGGGAGCUAUUGGGACAACUAGAAUAUAAACUUCAAAAUAAUGAUAACGUUAUGUUUAUUUCAACUCUUCAUGGUGGAUGAAUGACUUUUAUAAUAAUACAAUAAUUUGACUGUGAUUAAUAAUUCUAUUUAUUAUUCAUCAUUUCGAUAGAGAAAUAAAAGGGAAACUUCCCAA